This is a messenger RNA of Grammomys surdaster, 2137 nucleotides long. It is a transcript of the gene Mccc2, whose product is annotated as methylcrotonoyl-CoA carboxylase 2. NCBI's taxonomy places the organism in Eukaryota, Metazoa, Chordata, Mammalia, Rodentia, Muridae. Bases 137 to 1828 code for a protein of 563 amino acids. Gene Ontology annotation, cellular component: methylcrotonoyl-CoA carboxylase complex; mitochondrion. The record is from RefSeq and is a predicted model, not a curated record. The transcript has 17 exons. Gene Ontology annotation, molecular function: methylcrotonoyl-CoA carboxylase activity. Gene Ontology annotation, biological process: L-leucine catabolic process.
GGGGCUGACCCGGGAGCUGGUGGACCAGGGCUGGUGCUGCAAGGACUCUGGAGGAGCAGGACUCUGACGGGGCAGCCGCCGGAGCUGCAGAACCGAGUUGAAGGGCCGCUCUCUCUCUUGGGUGCUUGCCAUCGCCAUGUGGGGCGCAGUGAGGUCAGCUCUGCGGCCCUGCAGUCGGGCCGCUGUACCCCGGCAGCGCGCCUAUCACGGGGACUCGGUGGCCCGACUGGGCACUCAGCCUGACUCGGGCUCCUCCACCUACCAGGAGAACUAUGAGCAGAUGAAAGCUUUAGUGAGUCAACUUCAUGAACGGGCCCAGUAUAUAAGACUAGGAGGGAGUGAGAAAGCCCGAGCACGGCACACAUCAAGAGGAAAACUGUUACCCAGAGACAGAAUCGACAAUCUCAUAGACCCAGGGUCUCCCUUUCUGGAAUUUUCCCAGUUUGCAGGUUACCAGUUAUAUGGCAACGAGGAAGUCCCCGCCGGUGGCAUCAUUACGGGCAUUGGGCGAGUGUCGGGGGUGGAAUGCAUGAUUGUGGCUAACGAUGCCACCGUCAAAGGAGGCACCUACUACCCAGUGACUGUGAAGAAGCACGUACGGGCACAAGAGAUCGCACUGCAGAACAGGCUCCCGUGCAUCUAUCUGGUUGACUCAGGAGGGGCCAAUUUACCUCGGCAAGCAGACACCUUUCCAGACAGGGACCACUUUGGCCGCAUAUUCUAUAAUCAAGCAAUUAUGUCUUCUAAAAAUAUCACACAGAUAGCUGUGGUCAUGGGCUCCUGUACAGCAGGAGGUGCAUAUGUGCCUGCAAUGGCUGAUGAAAACAUCAUUGUACAAAAGCAGGGUACCAUCUUCUUGGCUGGACCACCCUUGGUGAAGGCAGCUACUGGCGAAGAAGUAUCUGCUGAGGAUCUCGGAGGCGCUGACCUGCAUUGCAGAAAGUCUGGGGUCACUGACCACUAUGCUUUGGACGACCACCACGCCCUUCACUUAACAAGGAAGGUUGUGAGGAGUCUCAAUUAUCAGAAGAAACUGGAUGUUACCGUUGAGCCUUCUGAAGAACCCUUGUUCCCCGCAGAUGAACUGUAUGGAAUAGUUGGUGCGAACCUUAAGAGAAGCUUUGAUGUCCGAGAGGUCAUCGCUAGAAUCGUGGAUGGAAGCAGAUUCAAUGAGUUCAAGGCCUUAUAUGGAGACACGCUAGUUACAGGAUUUGCUCGAAUAUUUGGGUACCCCGUUGGCAUCAUUGGCAACAAUGGAGUUUUGUUUUCUGAAUCUGCGAAAAAGGGCGCCCACUUCGUCCAGCUGUGCUGCCAAAGAAAUAUCCCCCUGCUGUUUCUCCAGAACAUCACUGGAUUCAUGGUUGGUAGAGACUAUGAAGCCGAAGGAAUUGCCAAGGAUGGUGCCAAGAUGGUAGCUGCAGUAGCCUGUGCCAGAGUGCCUAAGAUAACUGUCAUAAUUGGGGGAUCGUAUGGGGCUGGAAACUACGGAAUGUGUGGCCGAGCAUACAGUCCAAGGUUUCUCUACAUGUGGCCAAAUGCCCGCAUCUCAGUGAUGGGAGGAGAGCAGGCAGCCACCGUGUUAGCCACAGUGGCAAGAGACCAGAAAGCACGCGAGGGGAAGCAGUUCUCCAGUGCAGAGGAGGCAGCUCUGAAAGAGCCCAUCAUUAAGAGGUUCGAAGAGGAAGGGAGUCCUUACUACUCCAGUGCAAGAUUGUGGGAUGACGGGAUUAUUGACCCCGUGGACACCAGGCUGGUUCUGGGGCUCAGCCUCAGUGCAGCCCUCAAUGCCCCCAUCCAGAGGACUGACUUUGGCAUCUUCAGGAUGUAACCCAGAUAUGGAACAUGGUGCCACACCUGUAACAAAAAUUAACACGUGUAACUGGCCUUAAGAUGAGAUUUACUGGACAUGUACCUGUCACAGGAAUUCUUUUCUUAACAGUAUGAUGUAUGUUUUACUUUUAUUCUUUUUGUAAAAAUCAGUGAGUAUUCUGCUUGAUGAACUUCGAUUUUUUUAAAAAGUUUUUUCUUAUAUUUUUCAUGGCACAUUUUUACCACCCAUAAAAUGAAGAGAGUGAUUUUACACAUAUCCUUUGAGUACCACAAACAGUAUGAAAAAUAAAUCUCUUUAAUCUAUACA